AUGGACGAGUCGGGGCUGGACAAUGAGGGCAAGGCCUACACCUCGUGCAAGGAGAUGUGGCAGGCGGAGUUGGGCGAGAAGGGGGAGAAGCGGGAGACCUGGUACUCGAAAGCCGUCGAAUACUGGGAGAAGUCGGAGCCGACGUACAACGGCGUGAUGGGCGGCUUCGAGAAGGUAUCGCCGCUCGACGUGCGCGACAGCAAGAAGUUCCUCAAGCGCCACCUCAAGCACCUCCUGGAACAAAAGGAACACGACGGGCGGAAGCUGCGCGUGCUGGACUGCGGCGCGGGCGUCGGGCGGGUGUCGCAGGAGCUCCUGCUGGAGUUCUUCGACACCGUGGACCUCGUCGAGCCCGUCGGGAAGCUCCUCGACACCGCGAAAGUCAACCUGGCACAGGCAGUUGAGUCAGGUCGGUACCCAGACGGACACGCGGCGGGGGAGUUUUUCGUCAAGGGCCUGCAGGAGCUCGAGCUCGAGCCGGAGUCCUACGACGUCAUCUGGCUGCAGUGGGCGAUGCUGUACCUCACAGACGACGACGCGAAGGCGUUCUUCGAGAAGUCCCUCGCGGCGCUGCGGCCGCGCGGGCGCAUCUUCGUGAAGGAGAACACGUGCGAGGUCGGGUUUGUGGUCGACAAGGACGACUCCUCCCUGACGCGGUCCCGACCCUACAUGGAGCAGCUCUUCAAGCAGGCGGGCGCGGUGCAGCUGGGGAGCGCGCGGCAGACGGGGUUCCCCGAGCAGCUCUUCGAGGUCCAGAUGUACUGCCUCGCGCGGCCAGGGAACAUCUGA
Molecule: messenger RNA, 789 nt
Organism: Pedinophyceae sp. YPF-701
Lineage: Eukaryota; Viridiplantae; Chlorophyta; Pedinophyceae
Source: the annotation of a GenBank genome assembly